Messenger RNA from Juglans regia (Persian walnut), 567 nucleotides. RefSeq lists its product as uncharacterized. Lineage: Eukaryota; Viridiplantae; Streptophyta; Magnoliopsida; Fagales; Juglandaceae. The record is from RefSeq and is a predicted model, not a curated record. Bases 1 to 567 code for a protein of 188 amino acids. The transcript has a single exon.
AUGACCAGUUUUAGAGAAGUGUUAGAGGUCUGCCACCUUUAUGAUCUUAGUUGUAAAGGGGACAAGUUCACAUGGAGUAAUAAACAUGGGGAUGGAACAUACACAAAGGAAAGGUUGGAUAAGGCAGUAGCUAAUCCACUAUGGACAACCAUGUUCAAGAAUUGUGGGGUAGAAGGAUUGGUGGCUAGAAGUUCUAACCACAGACCUAUUUUGAUGUGGUUUAGUGAGAAAAAGGAGAAAGCCAGAAAUUGUGUGAAGCUGUUUAGGUAUGAGGCAAAAUGGGAAUUUGAGGAGGAUUGUGGUCGCGUUGUACAAGAAACUUGGAACUUUGGUGGAAACCAUGUUGAUCUUAUAUAUAAGGUGAAGGGCCUUCUUGAGAGUUGUGAAAAGGCACUUGGUAGAUGGAGUAGACAAAAGGACAAGAAUAGGGGGAAGGAAACUAAAGAUCUUUCUAAUCAGAUGAAGAAGUUACAAGAAAAUGAAGAUGAGCAUGUGAUAAAUGAGGUGAAACAAUUACAAUCGAAGUUGGGGGUUCUAAUGGAACAAGAAGACAUUAACUGGAAAUAA